Molecule: messenger RNA, 2440 nt
Organism: Tuber aestivum (summer truffle)
Lineage: Eukaryota; Fungi; Ascomycota; Pezizomycetes; Pezizales; Tuberaceae
Source: the annotation of a GenBank genome assembly
UGCUCUCUUCAUCUUAAGAAGAAUCAAUCCUCCACACUCAGCUUUCCUCACUUUUUCCUUCCCACCCCCCCUGCUCUCUGACUUCCAAUUUGCAACCUCCACUCCCCCCCCCACAUCCUUCCAUCCAGUCUCUACUUCCUCUUUUCCCAACUCAUAAAUUUAAUUUAAUUCCAACCUCUUAGAAAUUUCAGCUCCCAUCCAAAAAAUAAUUUUGUGUAACCAACAACCGUUACAACGAGCUUAUUUAUCGGCAAUGCCGCCUCGACUUGAAUCUGUCGCAGAAGCCGACUCUGAUAACGAUUUCAGCGUUGAGGGGUCUGACUCCGAGGGAACUCCGGAUACCUCGCUCACUUACAACCCGGGCGAGAUUCUUAACGAAGCAGAUUGGCAGAGGAGAAGCAUCAGUGAUCUUUGUCGUAUGCUAUUUUUUUUCCCCACCCUUUAGCUCAUGCCCGUACUAAUAUUACUCUUUUUAGUUCUGAUCGGAACCGAAUAUCUUGACACCAAUCCAAGUUACCAACGCGAUGUUGUCUGGACUCCUGAGCGUAUGAGUAAGCUCAUUCAAUCAGUAUUGGGUAUGCAAUCACCCCACAAAAAUAAAUAUGCGGAUAUUCAAGGCUCGAUUGAAUAAUUAUCUUUAUUUUAAAUGUUUACUAAACCCGUCCCUGUCUUACAGCAAACUUCUACAUUCCACCAGUAAUUUUCAACGUUAUCAAGUUUACAGAAGACGGGAAAGAGAGAUAUCGUCGCAUUUGUAUCGAUGGCAAACAGCGACUUACAUCUAUCAAGCGCUUCGUUGAGGGCAGAAUUCCUGUUUUCGACAAUAAAAACCAAAAAUGGUAAGUCUCUACACUUGCAACUGAAAUACUUCAUAAAUAUACCUAUCGUCGGUACUAAUUUCUAUAUCGGCUGGUAGGUUUUUCGACGAUCUCAGUACUGGCAAAUCUUCGAAGAAUAUCUUAUCCGAGGAUAUUAAGGCCCGCUUUCUUCAAACUGACAUACUCUGUGUCGAGUACGAUUCACUCGGCCCGGAGCAAGAAGAAGACCUCUUUUCCAGGGUUCAAUUAGGUGUGCCUCUAACACCAGCAGAAAAGCUUAGGGCUAGUACUGGUGAAUGGCAAACACUGGCUUCAGAAAUCGAAAAAGAUUACGCAAACCUUAUGAAAUGUAGGAGUCUUUAUACCAAUCUGUCAAAGAUAUUACUACUAAUACUAAUAUCACGUAUUAUAGCUGUCGACAACAAGCGUGCCCGGUGUUUCCAACUCAUACUUCAAAUAUUUAAGCAGAUGAGUUACUACGAGGAAGGAAAACCAGCCACGUUUAAUUCUGGGCCCAGCGCGUUGAAAAAGUUUUGUCAGAACACAUCCCUUUUAACACCCGAAUUUAGAUUGGAAGUUAGUCGAGUUUUCGACACCUACGCAGAGGUUUAUGAGCAGUAUCCGAUGACUUUUCAGAACAACGGAUACAAAAUCGCUACCAAAUAUUCUCCAAUUGAAUUUGUUGCAGUGGCUAUUCUAAUCUACACUCAUCCCGAGAGACAGCCCUUAAAGCUCAUAAAUGGAGAUAUUCUCGAAUUAAGAUCCUUUGUCAGACAAUCCCGUCAAGACUUGCGUAGUAACAGCGCUACCUGGUCUGUCUUCAUGAAUUGGAUCAGCAAUGUUGAGGUUUAUCGCGGGGGAAUCAACACAGUUCGAGUUGGGCGCACAGUCGCGAAUCCAUUUACCGGUCCAGAUGCGAACCGGCAUGCAGGUCGAGUUUCACGUCGGCUUGCGGAGCCUGCUUCAGAGUCAGUCUCGGCUCCAGUGGCCGAUAUGAGCAACACAAUUGUUGUUCAGCCGAGGGACACAGUGAACCCGACUUCAACUUUGAUGAGAUCUCCCCCCCGUAUGCCUCGUAUCGGGAACCUUGGGCCUGGUGAGUCAUCGUCCUCCACCGGAACAAAACGCCUUCCUCCCCGUACGACAGGAUUACAAUUGCCAUUUCCACCCACCUCCUCUUCUUCUAUGGAUAGGAUACAGGGUCGUGCCGAGGCAGAUGCUACUAGGCCGAGAAAACGUACCCGCGGUGAGGAUGAUAGCAACGGCGGGCGCCGUAUCAAGGAAGAAAAGCUUAAGGAGCCAGAGCGUAUCGGACCCUUUACCAACAUUUAAGUUUCCUUCGUUCGCUUUCUUUCAUUCAUUUAUGGUCCUACAUGAUUCUCAUUCUUGUGUCCUAAAGGUGAAAACGGAGUUUUCAUAUUAUUUUUUUCUCCAGUGCUGCACACCGCUUCCAUGUUUUCUGCAUUCACCUUAUAGUUGUUACUGCAAUAGGCUUCCGAAGGCAUCUGCCGAGUAUGUUAUCUUGAGCUAAAUAGAGAUAACCAUACAACGAGAUAGUUAGCAAUGAUGAUUUUACAGCAAACAGGAAAAUGAACCUCCUUGAGAAUAAUUAAAUGCAGUGA